This is a messenger RNA of Anneissia japonica, 5296 nucleotides long. RefSeq names its product exportin-2-like. Gene Ontology annotation, cellular component: cytosol; nuclear envelope. The record is from RefSeq and is a predicted model, not a curated record. Lineage: Eukaryota; Metazoa; Echinodermata; Crinoidea; Comatulida; Comatulidae. Gene Ontology annotation, molecular function: small GTPase binding; nuclear export signal receptor activity. Gene Ontology annotation, biological process: protein export from nucleus; protein import into nucleus.
CCGAAUGUUCAAAUUUAGUUCACGAAAAAUAUUGAACGGCGCCAUUUCGAAAAAAUGAAGUAAUUGGUAAAUUUCCUGAGAGAGGAGUUGAAUUGUAGGAUCAAGCCUGGAAACCUCUUAAACACUUAGACCAUAAAUCUGGUACAAAAUGGAAGUAAAUGAAGAAAAUCUGGCAGCACUAGCUGGUGUGCUUCAAAAGACACUGGCUGUAGAUGUACAGGAACGCAAAGCAGCUGAGAAGAAUCUUGAAUCAGUUGAAAGGAAUCAGAACUAUCCAGUACUCUUGCUGACCCUACUCGAUAUGGACAGCCUUGAUAUGGUGAUCAGGGUGUCUGCCUCGAUCACUUUCAAGAAUUUCAUCAAAAGAAACUGGCGAAUUCUCAGUGACGCAAUUAGCAUAAUUGGAAGAGAAGAUUUUCCAGAUAAAUGGCCGCAUUUACUCCCGCAAAUGGUCUCAAAGUUCAGCAGCGGCGAUUUCCAUGUGAUUAAUGGCGUUCUUCGAACAGCACACUCGCUUUUCAAAAGGUACCGACAUGAAUUCAAGUCACAGCCGUUGUGGAUAGAAAUCAAAUUAGUAUUGGACACUUUUGCAGCACCAAUUACUGAACUAAUGAAGGCAAUGAUGGACUUUGCCGAUCAACACGAAAACAACGCAGACGGAAUAAAGGUAAUCUACAGCUCAAUUACGCUGAUUGCCAAAUUGUUUUACAGUCUAAACUUUCAGGAUUUACCAGAAUUUUUUGAAGAUAAUAUUAAGCAAUGGAUGGACCACUUUCUCAAGCUCCUUACCAAGGACAUUCCCAUUCUACACACCACGGAUGAAGAUGAAGUUGGGGCUUUGGAAUUGCUCCGUUCACAGAUCUGCGAUAACAUCUCGCUGUAUGCCCAAAAGUAUGGUGAAGAGUUUCAACCCUUCCUACCAGGUUUUGUCACAGCAAUUUGGAAUUUGUUGGUGACAACUAAAGAGGAAGUCAAAUAUGACUUGUUAGUAAGUAAAGCAAUCCAAUUUCUGGCGUCUGUAGCAGAGCGCCCACAUUAUAAGCACUUGUUUGAAAGUGAAGAUGUCCUGGGAGGCAUUUGUGAGAAAGUUAUUAUCCCAAACAUGAAGUUUAGAGCUGCUGAUGAAGAACUAUUUGCAGACAAUCCCGAUGAGUACAUUAGGAGAGACAUUGAAGGCUCAGAUAUUGAUACACGUCGGCGAGCGGCAUGUGAUCUUGUUGGAGCCUUAUGCAAAUUUUUUGAGACGCAUGUCACCACAAUUUUUUCUGGAUAUGUAACACAAAUGUUGCAGGAAUACAGAAAGAGUCCAACUGUUAAUUGGAACAAUAAAGACAUGGCGAUCUAUCUGGUAACGUCACUGGCAUCCAAGUCGAAAACAGUGAAACACGGCACGACUGAGACGAGGCAGCUUGUCAACAUCGCCGACUUCUUCGCUGGAAACAUUGCAGAGGACCUGGUAUCACCCAACAUUAAUGAGGUUCCAGUUUUAAAAGCUGAUGCCAUCAAAUACCUAAUAACAUUUAGGAGUGUGUUACCGUCGGCAAUCAUCAUAGAGUAUGUCCCUCGUAUCAUAGGCUUCCUGAAGGCUGAGAGCCCUGUAGUACACACAUACGCCGCUCACGCACUCGAAAGAAUAUUCACUGUUAAAACUAUGGAUGGAACACCAGUAUUAAAAGCUGCAGAUGUUGGCCCACAUUGUCAACAACUUCUUGCAAAUCUGUUUGACACGAUGAACAAACCAGGUUCAGAAGAAAAUGAAUAUGCGAUGAAAGCUUUGAUGCGUAGCUUUUCCUUACUGCAGGAAAAUAUUGUUCCUUACCAAACAGAGCUUCUCAACAAUUUGACUCUGAAGCUUAAGGCUGUAAGCAAGAAUCCCAGCAAGCCACAUUUCAAUCACUACCUGUUCGAAUCACUCUGUCUUUCCAUCAGGAUCUGUUGCAAGGCCAACGCAGCUAGUGUGCUUUUGUUUGAAGAAAUGCUAUUCCCACCUUUCCAAGACAUUCUUCAAGCAGAUGUCCAAGAAUUUGUUCCAUAUGUUUUUCAAAUAAUGUCGUUAUUAUUGGAGAAGCAUGAUAACUGUCCAGAGGCUUAUAUGCAGCUAUUCCCGCACCUACUGCUUCCUAUCCUAUGGGAAAGAACCGGAAAUAUUCCUCCACUUGUUCGCCUCCUCAUGGCCUUUAUCGAGAAAGGGCCACAACAGAUUGUCGCUUCUGAGAAACUGGGGGCCUUACUAGGAGUUUUCCAGAAGUUAAUUGCAUCCAAGAACCAUGAUCACGAAGGCUUCUAUGUACUUCAGUCUAUGAUUGUACAUAUUAACCCAUCUGCUCUACAGAAUUUCCAAGGAGAUAUAUUUAUGUUGUUGUUUCAAAGACUUACAAGCUCAAAAACAACUAAAUACAUCAAAAGUCUCUUGGUGUUUUUUUCACUGUAUGCAGUCAAAUAUGGCGCCGACACUCUGACUGCAGUUAUCGAUAGAAUUCAACCAAAAAUGUUUGGAAUGGUGAUAGAGAAGCUGUUUAUACUGGAUAUGCAGAAGAUCUCGGGUCACAUGGAGAAGAAGAUAUGUGCAGUGGGGGUGUCCAAGAUCCUAACAGAAUCCCCUGCCAUGCUGGAAGGAGACUACUUAAAACACUGGACUCCUCUCCUGCAAGCUCUUGUUGGCCUCUUUGAACUACCGGAAGAUGAGUCAAUUCCAGAUGACGAACACUUCAUAGAGAUAGAAGACACACCUGGCUAUCAGACCGCUUACUCUCAGCUGUCAUUCGCUGGCAAGAAGGUGCAUGAUCCAUUCGGUGGCAGCAUAACAAAUCCGAAGCUAUACCUUGCACAGAACCUGAGCAAGUUGUCUUCUGCACAUCCUGGCAAGCAGCUCUCGUCUCUAGUUUCAACACUAGACCCUACUGCUCUCCAGUUCCUCCAAGGGUACCUACAGCAAGCUAACGUGUCCAUUUGAGCCGGGUAGCUUCUUUCGCAUUCAGAACAAGCCUAGAGAAGAAAGAUGGUGUAAACUGGAAAUUAUAGCUAAAGAAUCAUUGUCUGGAUACAAUUGCAAGAAAUCUGUGCUAAAAUGCUGCCCUCACAUUUUAAUAUUAGGGAGCUUUCGACAUUGCACGACACUGUGGGAACAUAAUGACACUACUUAAAAGUCAUCUGUGCAUGUUAAGUUCUCUUUGUUACGUAGAUUCUAGGACGCAUUUUGAAAAAAAAUCUAUGUUUUGCUGAGAACGAAGGACGGUCAUGCAUGAGUAAAUCCAUUCUAUCGUCGCGUUGUUGUGCAAAGCGAAAGUUCCCUAUUAUAAGAUUACAAAUAAUAGCCACACCAGUUCCAGAAACGUUUGUGCUUGUCCAAUUGGUUUUUUAUAUCAACUAAUCUGUAUCUGUUGAUUAGAUAAAAUGAAAGUACUAUAGCAUUAUAUCUCUUCCUGCGUAGACUGUAUAGGAUUUGUACUUAGUUUAACUAUUGAAGUUGCUAUUAAAUUCUAUUGCUUCAUAUAUAACUUUACCAUACUAAAACAAAUAGAGUUUAGUGGUCUAGCAUAAUAUUUUGAUCUAGUUUGACACCUUUUUAAAAGGAAUGGAUAGAAUUGUACUUAUAGGGGAGAAAAGAAAGCAGCAAAAACAUGUAAACAAAAAAAAAAUGAAUUACCAAGGGUGGAUGCUAAAUACCAAAAGCUGAAACACCAAAUUUGAGAAUGAGUUAAGACGGAAAUACAAAGCAUGAAAACAGAACAAACUUAACCAGAAGUGUAAGUAAUCAUAUCAAGGCAAAAUCUUGAAAAGAAAAAAAGUUAUGUUAAGGUAGGUUGUGAAUAAAAAAAAAAAAAAAUCAGUCGUUGGUUACGUUCAGACUAGGUAGACUUGCCAGAUGUACCUAACGCUGGGAAUACAUUAAUCCAUGGCGUAAUUGGCAAAGUGUUCAGACAUCGCGAUUAACAUAAUUGAUUAAUUGAAAAUUAACCCAAGUAAAUAUUUUUCCUUAUCAACUACGUGACAUAGUGCAGUAAAUAUUACUGUUCCUAUUCAGUUUAUUAUUAUGUGUAGACUCCUGUUUGGUAAACUCUUAAACAAAUAGUACAUUUUUAGAAAUUCUUCAUUGUAAUUGUUAAUUAUAUUUGUACCAAAAUUAUUCAAACGUAACAAUGUAAUUUGUGAGGGAAAAAAAUGACUUGCUACACUUUUAUUUGCAAAGACCAAACUAGUCAGUGCUUUUUUCAUUACAUGCUUUACUCAACAUAAAUAUUUUAAUAUAUAUAUAUGGAAUUUUGUUUUUAAUUUAUAGGUGUUAAAAUUGAAUAUUUUCCUUGAGUCCAAGACUAAUAUGAAUAUGCAUGUUUACUGUAAUAAUUAUAUCAGUCACAAUCUUUAAUACAUAGUGGUUAUCCUCAAAAUAAUGUGAUGUGUGCUGACUUUAAAUCAUUCUAAGUCAUAAUUACAUAGCAACUGGAACAAAAGUCUGAAAUCAAAUAUGACCGCAAUACAAUGUUUCAUCCUUUUGGUGCAACAUAACAAUCCCUCCUUUCUUUCAUUUACAUUUACAUCUCUCAGGAAACUUUAUUUACUAAAGUAAUUUCUUCCUUUGUUAUUUUAUGGGCAUUGUAUAGUAUACUAUACUUGUUUUUAUAUAAAACUAUAAUUUUUACAGCAAUUCCUGCAAGAAUUUGAUCUAACCAUUUUUUUAAUUUAUUUUUUUUCGAGGGCUGGGGGAUGUGGGGGUCUGAUAAAUCUGUGCUCCAGAAACACAUGUUCUAUGAGAAUUCAGCACAUCUGAAGUUAUGAAUUUUUCUCCAUCUAAAACUAAAUUAAUUUCAUAGGAGUGAUGUUUUGUUUAAACUAACUUCCAAAGAUCAUAAGAUUAUCACUUACAUUUCUAAAAUUUACCUUGAAGUGCCAAAACUCCACCUUUGUGUAGAUAGACUGUGUUAUAUCAUAGUUUUUAUUUACUGACAUUGCAACUCUUCUAAUUUAAUUGUUUGGUAUUGUUAAUCUAUUCAUUUUCCGUAUAUAUUUAUGUUAAACAACGUUUUGUAAAUUUUAUUUUUGCUAAGCGAAUGUGCUUGUAACAGGUUUCCAUAUUAUUUACUGAAUCUAGAUUUGGUAGUCGCUACCGCAUAUUAUAUUUCUUGUAAAACCAUAUUUCAUAUAAGAUAAAAAUUGAAUGUGAUGUGCCGUCAUAUACCACAAAAUGAAUAAAAUCUUAUGAUUGUUGCAUUAAUAGCGGAAUGAAUGCAAGUGGGCCUACAUAACCAUUUGACCUUAAAAGACAUAAAACUUGCAUCAUUUUUAAAUACAGAUAUUU